AUGGCAAUUUCGAUGAGCUUUCUGUUGCUCAUCAACAGACAGUCAAAGGUUCGUCUCUCCAAGUGGUGGGAUGCCACAAUUCCUCUUCAGGAGCGACAAAAGAUUACGCGGGAUCUCUCCUCGCUGAUCCUUGCCCGAAAGUCAAAGCAAUGCAACUUUGUCGAGUAUUCAGUCUACAAGCGCUACGCCUCGCUUUUCAUCAUUGCAGGCAUCACCCUGGAUGCAAAUGAGCUACUAGCACUAGAGUGGAUCCAGCGAUUUGUGGAGAGCCUUGAUCAGUACUUUGGCAACGUUUGUGAGCUUGACCUCAUUUUCAAUUACGAGAAGGCCUAUUACAUUCUGGAUGAGCUUAUCGCGGGCGGCGAGCUGCAGGAGAGCAGCCGCACGGCCGUGAACCAUUAUGUAACGCAUGCAGAUGCUUUGGAACGUCAGGCACAAUAG
Mitosporidium daphniae is the source of this 441-nucleotide messenger RNA. Its product is annotated as subunit sigma-1 of AP-1 complex. The coding region runs from base 1 to 441 and encodes 146 amino acids. Gene Ontology annotation, biological process: protein transport; vesicle-mediated transport. Gene Ontology annotation, cellular component: intracellular membrane-bounded organelle. Lineage: Eukaryota; Fungi; Microsporidia. The transcript is spliced from 3 exons. The record is from RefSeq and is a predicted model, not a curated record.